CAAGCUCUGUUCGACCUGUAUACUGGCCUCUCAUUUUAAUUUUUAUUUGAUGCAGUUGAAUGAUAUUCUACGUGUGUUGGUGGAUCUUAGAGUACUCUGUGUUUGGAGGAACACUUGUGUGUCAAGCACUGGUUUAAGGAAUCGCCGUGUGAUGGAUAUUACUGAUUCUUUGCUACACCGGAGGAGCGAUAGUGUGUUGGCUGCAGGAGGGAGCUGGCAAGCUCUCUGAUCCAGAACUUCAGCUCUACGACCCUUAUCCAUCACACUUAUUCAGCAAUGUGUGCUUGUUGAACAUACCAGCUGUGUAUGCCAACUUUGUGCGUCAGCUGUGGGGUACGAUCUUUGAGUACUGUGUUGGUACCGUUUGUAUGUUGUUUGAGAAGGUAAAGUGGGCAUUUGUUUGAGCUUUUCGUCCUGAAUAUCGAUGGAUAAAAUGAGGAAUAUUGUGGAGGAAGAAGGGAGAAAAGGAGUUUGUAAUGCUGAAGACCAGCUCCAACCAUCUCUCCCUCACCCUCAUGGCAACGACGAUGUUGGGGAUAGUGAUCAUCAACACUCACUCCCUCACCCUCAUGGUAGCGAUAGUGUUGGUGAUAAUGGCGAUGAGCACCAACCACCAACACUCCCUCACCUCUAUAAAGAUGAUGAAGAAUUCUAUGACGCUGCUGAUACGUUUACGAACACUGAGACAGAAAGUAGCUAUGGUGGCGCUGGCACGAGUGAAACUGAUGGACAGAACAAUAGCAUAAACUCCACCGGAAACAAUAACAGCAACUACAACAUCAACAAUAGUCUUGAAAGUAAUACACGGCCUGAGGCACAGAUGGGAGACGGAGAUUCUCUGGUCUCAUCUACUUCUUCAUCCUCUUUCUCUCCAUCUUUACGUUAUGUGUCCAGCUUUUCCUACCCAGCAGCUUUCGCGUCCACCUCCUGCCCCUUGUCGUCAAAGAGGUCAUCGUCUUGCUUCUUCCCACCGUCAUUAACUACAAUACGGGAAGGAGAGUCAUGUGAUGUGUGUAUUACGGAGCGGACCCACGAAGUUCCUGUUUCCCAGGACAGGACAAGCGUGGCACUCAGACGUAAUGUGUUUCAUUGCACUCGUCUCUUGACCACAAGCCAAUGUUGGCUCUUCAGUUCCAAGUUCGAUCCAUUUCAAGUUUUUGAAGUUGAACACGAGGCGUGUUUGGACUUAGAAAUUAAGAUUGACCGAGGAGAGUCCAUCACUAAGGGCAGCACACUACAGGACUUGAUGGACACUCCUGAUCCAUAUGUGAUACUAAGAAUACCUGGUAGUUCCAACCCCUCCAAAAGAACCAGCCAUGUGGACAACUGUACCAAUCCUCUCUGGAAUGAAACUUUUCACUUUUACCUGGAUCCUUCAAAAGAAUAUACCUUAAAAGCGAUAUUAAUGGAUGCCAACUACACAAUGGAUGAAACUCUAGGGGAGGACACCUUUUGUGUCAAUGAACUACCUAAUGACAUUCCUAUGCCUUACACAUUUAUCUUCCCUGGUGGCUCCAAGGUUCAUGCAGUUCUUACGCUACAGAAAAACAAAGUACCCGAUCUACGUUUCUCUUUGGCAUUGUGUAAUGAAGAGAAAGAAUUUCUCCAAACCCGUCGGCAGAAGGUGCUAGUUGCAAUGAAGAAGUUACUGGGAGAUAAAGCACCAGACACUGAACAACAGGUUCCUAUUAUUGGAGUACUAGGGUCGGGUGGUGGGUUCCGUGCUAUGACGUGUCUCAGCGGUGCAGUGAAGGCUUUGCAAGAGUCUGGCAUUCUUGACUGUGCCACAUACAUCACUGGGCUCUCAGGCUCUUCAUGGUACAUUUCGACACUGUAUUCGCAUGAUUUAUUCCCCAAUGUAACACAUGCUCAAAUACAAAAGGAACUUCGAGACUCUGUCACAAUGGACUGGAAGUGGAAACUCCUCAAUGCACCAAAGUACGUGGCCAGUAUGGUUGCCAAAUACAAACAAGGACAGCCGGUGUCAUUCACCGAUUUCUUUGGUCAUCUUCUUGGAGAUGUUCUUCUCAAAGGGCAAAAACACAAAAAACUGACCGAAUCACAGCGGAUACUUGUCCAAGGAGUCGUACCCAUGCCUCUUUACACAUGUCUUCAUGCCAAGAAGAAAGUAUCAUGUCGCUCUUUCUCAGAGUGGGUUGAAUUCUCUCCAUUUGAGAUAGGCAUUGCAAAGUAUGGUACAUUUAUGAAGACACAGGAUUUUGGAUGCAAAUUCAUUGUUGGGAAAAAAAUAAAACAUUUUGAUGAAUUUCCUCUCCAUUUCCUGCAAGGUGUAUGGGGCAGUGCCUUCACAGUACUAAUCAAGACACUGGUAAUGGAGGGAGGGAAGAAGGACAUUGUACAGAUCAUGAGAGAUGCUCAAAAGGAUGAACUGGAAAAUCAAAGAAAUGAUACACACAGUUCAGGGGAGAGUUCAGACUCUGAAGAUGAAGAAGAUAUUCAAGGUAAGGAUGAUAAGGAAUCUGAAGAGGAAUCUGAUGAACAUAGAAGUACACUGAAGCAACAAUUUAAGUUACAGCCUUUGGAAAAUGGCUUAUCAGAAUUUUCAAAGUCUGUGGACCAGAAAACCAACCAAAACAAAAUAAUGCAGACAUCCAAAUCAUUUGAUUCUCUAUCUCUAAAUGACUCUGAAGAGAGAAGAAAACUUUCUGGAAAGACUGAAGAAGAUUUAAAGCAAAAAAACAGAAAAUUUAGUUUUGAUGUGACCAGGAGAAAAAUUUCUAAAGAGGAAAGAAAGACCAGCAGUGCGAGUGACCCGGGGGGUAAUACAGAACUCCAGACAGCUCGGGCCUCGAGAUUAACUCGCAAAGGGGCCAUUAAAGGAUCACGCAUAAAGAAAGACGACGCAGUCGAACAAAACGUCUGGUCUGAAAGAAGAAAAACACUUCGAAGGUCAAGAAUAGAAAAGAAAGCAGGUUUAUGGGAUGCACUGAAACAGAACAUCAUGACGGGGACCAAUAUACUCAACUCCCGAGCAGGGAGAGCUGGCGAAGUGCUGAAUCCCUUCCGUGGACUUUCCUUGAGGCAUUCAUUUCCUAUAUCACCUUUUGCUGUUGAUGUUAUGGGUGAAGAUGAGGAUCAGGAGGACAAAGUGGAUUCUGAGAUGGAUAUCGGAAUCAGCAGCAGAUACAGACCUUUAGACAACACAGCAAAGAAGUUGUUUAUAGUCGACUCCGGCUUGGCUUUCAACUCUCCGUACCCUCUCCUCCUGCGGCCACAACGAGCUGUGGAUAUCUACCUUUCAUUUGACUUCUCUCAGAGAACUUCAGACAAAACACAGCCUUUCAAAGAGCUUCUUUUUGCUGAAAAGUGGGCAAUUCAAAACAAAGUUCCAUUCCCUCCAAUAGAAAACCAGGUUGCUCAGUAUGAAAAUGAAGAAGUACGUGAGUGUUACGUUUUCAGGCAUCCAACCGACCAGUUUUGUCCGGUCAUAUUGCAUUUCCCUCUAGUCAACAACAAGUUUAAGAAUUUUAAAGCACCAGGAGUUCCACGGGAAACUGAAGAGGAAAUUAAAUUUGCUGACUUUCCCAUUUUUGAUGAUCCAAAUAAUUCAUUUUCUUCUAUGAACUUUGUGUACGAACCAAAGCAAUUUGAUCGUCUGACAAAGCUAGUGGAGUUUAACACCCUGUUGUGCAUCGACACUGUGAAGAAGGAAAUUGAAGAUGUUAUCUCCAGGAAAAAACAGUAUUACCCAAGAAAGAUCACUUUAGAUGCUGUGGUCAAGACAGUGAAACGUGUGUCAAGCUUUUGUGGCAUUGUAGGCAGUUCAGAUCUCAAAUUGAAAGUUUCCAAAAAAAAUGAAAACCAGUUGAAAACUUUUGCACGGAAAUCACUCAUACAGGACCGCCAGAUUAGUAGAGACAGCUCUGAGAGUGACUACACAGAUGCUUUAGAGGAGCUCUCAGAUGAAUCCAUUAAUUUGUGAACCUAGGUACAGGGGAACCUCGGCUUACGAAUUUAAUCCGUUCCGUGACCUCGUUUGCAUCCCGAUUUGUUCAUAUGCUGAGUCAAUUUUCCUCAUUUAAAUUAAUUGAAAUGGCAUUAAUGCAUUCCAGCGGACUCCCUGCUCUUAGGAGGCAUGACAAAAUACUUCAUUAUGAUGCUAAUAUCAACUCUACGGCUUAUUUAUAUAUCACAAUUCACCUAAUUUCACCAUCACUCAAGGAAUGCACAACAGGUGCAUCAUUGUCAGUGUUCAGCAUUUCUUCGAUGUCAGCUUCCUGUAACUCCAUUAUCACACAGUCAAGAUGAGUAAAUAGAAUUGUCAACGCUUAUUGCUUGGGUACGCUUAUUCUGUUAGUGGGUUGGAUCUGUGAAAGACCUGCCUAAUAUGGGCCAACAGGCCUAAUACAGUGUUCCUCCUUUCUAAUGUUAUUAUGUACCCACAACACCAAUCAUACCCAUCCCCUCCCACUCAUAUAUUUGUCCAAUCUCUUUUUAAUGCUACCCAAGGUUCUAUCGAAGCUAAAACCUUGGGUAGUUUCAAAUUUAGGUUGGAUAAAUACAUGAGUGAGAGGGGUUGGAUUUGAGUGGGACUUGCACGUGAGUAAAUAGGAUUAUUAAAGCUUAUUGCUUGGGUAGCGUUUAUUCUGUUAGUGGGCUGGAUUUGUGAAGAACCUGCCAAGUAUGGGCCAACAGGCCUGCUGCAGUGUUCCUCCUUUCUUAUGUUCUUAUGUUGAUGAGUGGAACAAUCUGCCUAGUUUGGUUAUUGAGGCUAAAACCUUGGGUAGUUUCAAAUUUGUGUUGGAUAAAUACAUGAGUGGGAGGGGUUGGAUGUGAGUGGGACCUGCACAUGAGUAAAUAAAAUUAUCGAAGCUUAUUGCUUGGGCAGCAUUGAAAAUUGAGUUGGGCAAAUGUUCUGUUAGUGGGAUGGAUUGUGAAGGACCUGCCUAGUAUGGGCCAACAGGCCUGCUGCAGUGUAUUAUUAUUAUUAGUAUGGUUGUAUUAAAGUAAUAAUAAUAAUAAUUAUUAUUAUUAUUAUUAAUUUAGGAAGGUGAAGCACAGAUCCAAUUCCCUUGAUCAAGAGCCCCUCACCAAAGAACCUCCCUUGAGGGGGACGUUCACAUCCUGAAAUUUUGUUCGUAUCCAGAAGCAAAAAUCGAUCGAGUGACUGUUCAUAUCGUGAAAAAUUCGUAUGGUGGGGCAUUCAUAAGCCGAGGUUCCACUGUAUAUGGGUGGCUAUGAACUAUUGUCAUUACAUAUCAUCUCUCCUGAAAUAGCAGCUUACUGCAUGAGCUUCAUGUAAACUUACAUUUAACAAUACAAUAUUGUAUUUAAUGUAUUCCAUUUAAGUUUUAAAGAUAUUAUAACUGGCAAAUAUUUUGGUAAAAAUAUGGAUCAAGUAUUUUUGUAGAUAAAAAUCCCUUUAGCUUGAUAACAAAAUUCCGAAGGUAAUAUACACUGGGCUUUUGAAUGUGACUAUUCGGUAUUUAGAAUUACAAUCCUUAAUUUGUAUACCUCAGUUUUAUACAUCAAAAUUAUAUUCAACAGAGGAAUUUAUUUUGUUUGAUGUUUAUUAUAUCAGUAUGUUGCAAAGAGAAAUUGUGUGCCAGUUAAGACCUGUGGAGUAUUGUGACUUCCUUUAAUUAGGAAUACUACAUUUCAUUAGUUGUUAAUUGUUCAUCUUGGCAUAUUGAAAAUGUACAUGAAAUAAGCUGUGCUCUCUUCUACAUUUCAUUGUCAUUAAUAACUGUUCAUGAUAGGUGUAUACUGUCCUAAACUUCAUUUUCAUUAAAAACUGUUCAUGACAAAUGUAUCCUGUAGACAUAUUAUUUAUUUAUAUUAUAACUGUUAGUACAAAUGAUAUUGUACAGUCAGUACAUUAAACAUUUAUACAGAGAAAA
Molecule: messenger RNA, 5861 nt
Organism: Cherax quadricarinatus
Lineage: Eukaryota; Metazoa; Arthropoda; Malacostraca; Decapoda; Parastacidae
Source: RefSeq, a predicted model, not a curated record